CGCACGGAAAGGCAGCAUAAUAACCAACGACAGUAACUGUUACGGCUUGACACUUUAGCUUUUAGCCUGCACACAAGAAACAGCUUCGGUCGUUUAAAGAAAUUGCCUUUCACAAUGUCAGCAGCCGGUCCAGAAGGUGCUGGCGCCGCGUCAGGCAACAAGCGCUUACAGCAGACCCAGGCCCAGGUGGACGAGGUGGUGGAUAUUAUGCGUGUCAAUGUGGACAAGGUGUUGGAACGAGACCAGAAGCUGUCUGAGCUGGACGACAGAGCCGACGCCCUGCAGGCCGGAGCCUCCCAGUUUGAAACCAGUGCUGCCAAGCUGAAAAGGAAGUUCUGGUGGAAGAACUGCAAGAUGUGGGCCAUUCUGAUAGCUGUCAUAUUGAUCAUCAUUGUCAUCAUUAUUAUUUGGAAUUGCUCCUAAAACCCCAACAAAAAUGAGAAGAGGAGGAGGAGUGGAGAAUACAAUGAAGAAGAGGAGAACAGCACAGUUCAUAUUUAAUCUCUGAGGAAGUCAACAUGCCAUUACUGGCAACUGAGCUCCACACAGUUUUUCUCCUGGCAGGAGAUCUUCAUUCCUUGUCCUGGUUUGCCCUCAGUGUGUGUGUGUGUGUGGGUGUGUGGGUGUGGGGGGGGGGGGUGUUCACAAAUGUGCCUGAGUAAGUGGAUGUCACCAUACCAGAGUUUAACCCUGCAUUACUACGACAUACCAGACAUCUUUAAACUUUUAAUGGAGUUUUUUGCAACUUGCCAAAGACAGCAGAAACAUAUAGAAACAGGUCAAUCAUUGAACUUGAACUCAACAAAAACAUAUGAAAGAAAGAAUAAAUAAGCAAUCUUCAAAUGUAUAAAAAAAAAAAAGCGCACACACAUACUUCAAACUCAGGACUAGAAUUGAAACUUGCGAAUGUAAACUCUCUUCAACUUAUAUUGACUUUUUUAUGUUUGAUUAAUAGCCAUUGAUUUGUGUGUGCCAGACUAAGAGAAGUGCCUUUGAGGAUAUACUGGUCUGUGUUAGUUUGUAUUGUAACAGUCACCCUGCAUAUCAAUGAAUACAUGAUCCCUUUCAGACGCAUACACAUUUGUACUUUUCAGAUGCCAAUUUUUCUCCUCAUUUUUAAACAAAAUGUUUUGCUAUUCUAUCAUGUUUUGAUCUAGUGCUGUGCCCCUUCUAAAUGUGCCUCUUGGUCUCUGGUAUUGCUGCUUUCAUCAUUCUCAAGAACCAGUCAUUCAAAAAAUGUCACACUCAACUCUGUGUGUCUUUGGCUCCUGGGCAAUACAUCCGCCACGAUUUAUAUAGUUUUAUCCCCUAGCAAUUUUAGAAUAAAUGCUUUAUUUAGCUGCAAACGCUCACACAAAUAUGGACAAAAGAAGUUAGCAUGCUGUUUCAAACACUACACAGUGUGUACAUUACACACCCCCACAUAUAUGUUCUUCCCUUGUCUCCCCAGAAAUAUGCCUUCCAAGUGUGAAGUCUAUUGUAUGAACGGUUUUUGAGGAAAUUGAAGGACAGACAGACAUUCUGACAGAGACUCCUUCCAUUAUAGUUAGACGUCUCAGUCAACCUGGGAAUGAUGGGAUGAGUUUGCCUUAUUUUAUUUAUUCACAUGGUUAACUGUUAAUACCUUUCUCUGUGUAAGAUGUUUGAUUUUUGGAUUGAAUAAAGAGGAAUUUCAUUGGUCA
Messenger RNA from Eleginops maclovinus (Patagonian blennie), 1682 nucleotides. It is a transcript of the gene vamp3, whose product is annotated as vesicle-associated membrane protein 3 (cellubrevin). Gene Ontology annotation, cellular component: plasma membrane; SNARE complex. The transcript has 5 exons. Gene Ontology annotation, molecular function: syntaxin-1 binding; SNAP receptor activity. Gene Ontology annotation, biological process: vesicle fusion; SNARE complex assembly; vesicle-mediated transport. Lineage: Eukaryota; Metazoa; Chordata; Actinopteri; Perciformes; Eleginopidae. Bases 115 to 423 code for a protein of 102 amino acids. The record is from RefSeq and is a predicted model, not a curated record.